Molecule: messenger RNA, 1151 nt
Organism: Culex pipiens pallens (northern house mosquito)
Lineage: Eukaryota; Metazoa; Arthropoda; Insecta; Diptera; Culicidae
Product: ryncolin-1-like
Exons: 4
Coding region: 29-916 (295 amino acids)
Source: RefSeq, a predicted model, not a curated record
UGCAGUUGUUAUUUACCGUUGCUUCAAAAUGAUUCAAUAUUGGGUAAUUUUCGUUUUAAAACUUGGUUUGCUCUGUGUUGAUGGUGCACCUUCGAACGAUUCAAAUGGACUGGGUUACGAGCUUUUGCUGACGAAGAUGGACUAUUUAGAAUACAAAUUUCUAGAAUUGCAAGUGGAGAUUAAGGAACAAAUUGAGUCUGUGUUACUGAAGCAGGAGAAAAGUGAACGUGCUGUGCUCGAGCAAACAAGUGACAUUUUGGUGCAGCAAAAGGUGUUCGCUGAUCAUGAAGCACUGAAAAAGUCCAUUUUCGAUUUACGACCGAGAAAGCACCCUUCCGAUAACAGUGAAUUUAUUGAUUUUUUGUUCAAGAAGCAUGUAGUGGCAGUACAAAAGAUCCCUCCGAUCAAAUCGUGUGAGUCAGAGACGUCCAAAAAGUCAGGAAUAUACUUGCUAUCCCUGGCAGACGCAACAGAGUUCGAAGUUUAUUGCGAGCAAGACAUGCACGAUGGUGGUUGGAUUGUGAUCCAAAAUCGGUUCGACGGAUCAGUUGAUUUUUACAGGAAUUGGACCGAGUAUAAGAAUGGUUUUGGCAGCCUUGACGGAGAGUUUUGGCUUGGGCUAGAUAAGAUCCACAAGCUAAGUUCAUUUAAAAUUAUGGAAUUAUUAAUUUACGUGGAAGACUUCCAUGGCCAUGCAAAAUAUGCUAUUUACUCGGACUUCUCAAUUGGUACUGAAAGAGAACACUACACUUUGAAUGUAAAAAGUGGUGAACGUGGAAACCUGAAUGACUCUUUGCUUGAACAGAAUGGAAAGAAAUUUAGCACUUUUGAUGUCGACAAUGACGAAGACUCAUCUGUAAGUUGUGCUUCUGAACGCCGUGGUGCUUGGUGGUAUGACUCUUGCAGCUAUAGGUAAUUGACAGCUUUGAGUGUUCAGUGUUAUGCUUUAUUUAUAUUGAUUUUAUUUUAGCAACUUAAAUGGACCUCACUUAAAUAAAGAAGGGCGAGCCUCAAUGUGUUGGUAUGCAUUUUCUAGCAAAUAUCAAGGAUUGAAAAUCUCAAAAAUGAUGAUUAGAUGAACGGAAUAAGAUAAUCAAAUAUUGCCAGUGAUUCUAUAAUAUAUCAAAGUGUUUAUGAAAUAUUUGACAAAA